UGAUUUUUUUAGAGUUUUUUUGAGUAAUCAUAGAUGGGUUUCCUUUUUGAGAAAGAGUAAUCGUAGAUGAUUAGAAAAAAAAUUUAGGGGAAUUACGUAGAUGGUUAGAUGAAACAUGUGAAAGGGCAACCACCGUGAGGCCCAGCGAAAAUUCGACCGUUGCGUGCCUCACUAAAGCACUCGACCGUUAGACGCGCACGUCCCCUUCCCUUCCUUCCUUCCUUCCUUAAGCCGCGCGAGCGCGACCACCCAACACCGGAUCAUCACGCUUCUACUCCCCCCUUUCCAUUUCCGCCUCCCGGUCGAGUCCGAUCUGACAUCAACUCAGAACCUUCCAAUUCAGAACGAACCUUCCAAUGGCGGCAGAGCCCACCAAAAGCGACGCCCACGUCGUGGAGAUCCCGGUCACCGGCGACGGAGCGGGCGCGUUCCCCUGCAAGGCGGCGGCGGCGGCGGCGGCGUCGGGGCACCACCCGCUGGGCGAGAUCGCCGACAGCGGGGGCCACCUGCUUCUGCUCAAGCUGUGGCAGCGGGAGGAGUCCCGCCUCAACCGCCGCGCGUGCGCGCUCGAGGCGGUCAUGGACGCGGCGCGCCGGGACGCCUUCUACCUCUGCGCGGCCUUCCUCGCCCUCCACGGCCUCUCCCUCGCGCUCCUCUUCGCCGCCUCCGUCGCGGGCGGCUCCUCCGCCGCGCUCCCGUCCCGCGCCUGCAGGAGGUGGUGGGCGCCGUCUUCCCUCUCGCUGGCCGCCUCCCUCGCGCUCGCCGCCGCCGUGCAGCUCCGCGUCUGCGCCUACUGGCGCGCCGCGCGGCGGCUGCGGCGGGAGCGCGGCGACGCCCGGGCCCUCGCGCGGUGCGUGCAGGAGCUGCGCUUGAAGGGCGCGUCCUUCGACCUGUCCAAGGAGCCGCAGUGCGGGGUGACGAGGACCAAUUGCGCCAGCGUCGAGGGCGCGGGGGCGUGGGGCCCGCUCCGGUGGUGCUACCGGAACGUCGUCACCGCCUGCCUCCUCGCCGUCGCCGCCGUGGCCUUACCCUCCGGCAAGCUCAUCCUGUGCGCCUAGGACACAAACCGAUCUGAGUUUUCGGAUCACAGGCUUCCUGGUGAGUUGAUUCGGAGGAAGCGAGAGGGAGGAGGGAAACCCAAGUGUUAUUUGCAUAGGACAUAAACAGAACACUGCUUGUGCUCCGAUGGUCAGAGAAUUCCCAGCAUUUUUUUCUCCGCCCAGAGAUGUUGAAAGGGCGUAGUACUCUUUGUAACGAUCGGAAGCUUCUUUGUAUGAUCCUCGUAGCAGCAACUCAAAAAUGAAAUUCUCAUACGGUUUAUUCUGAUUUCAUGCUUACAAUGGCAAAUUUAUGGAGUGCUGUGGCUAUUGA
This is a messenger RNA of Hordeum vulgare subsp. vulgare (domesticated barley), 1371 nucleotides long. RefSeq lists its product as uncharacterized. NCBI's taxonomy places the organism in Eukaryota, Viridiplantae, Streptophyta, Magnoliopsida, Poales, Poaceae. The transcript is spliced from 2 exons. The record is from RefSeq and is a predicted model, not a curated record. Bases 357 to 1058 code for a protein of 233 amino acids.